GAAAUACAACUGCUAAUCCAGAAAAUUCAACUGUUAAUCAAGAAAACACAACAACUAAUCAAGCAACUGUAAAUGCUAAUCAAGGCAAUAUAAAUCCUAACCCAAAUGAUGUAGGAAUAGGAAACGCUGGUCUACGCAUUAAUGCUAGAAUGUUAGAAAGAAGUGUGAAUGAUUUGUUAACCUCUUUAAAUGCACAUAUCAAUCCUAACAAUGCCAAUAGGCCUAACGAACCCAUAGAAGUUAAUCGUGUGCGUGUUUAUACUCCUGGAAACUUCAUGCGGAUGUGUUUUCGUUUAGCAAGGAAUCCUAUGAACAAUGCACCAGAAGAAAAUAUACGGUUGACCAAUACAGAGACUCCUAAUAUGGAAGAUGUAUCGAAUACAGCAGAAGUGAACACAUCUGAAUCAAUAAGUGAUAAUAAUUCUUCUAAUGUGAUCAAUGACUCUGAGUUGAACUCAUCCUCACAUGUAUGUGCUGGUACUGAAAAUACUUUAGAAACAUCUGAUACUGUGAACAAUUCAAGUGUCAAUAACCUUAAUUUACCAAAUUCCUCUUCAGAAACCUUAUUAAGUGAUUUAUCAAAUUCUAACCAAAGUGUUCUUAAUUUUGAAGAUAAAUUUGAAGAUACUUGUAAGGUAAAUGCAGAGUUGGAUACUGCCUCAGCAGUGGCAAAAAAUAGUUUUUCGGAAUCCACGUCCAGUUCAAGAAAUCAGUCAGCCGUAACUUUGGAAAAUUUAAAGACUGCUUUAAGUUCAUGUGAGAUAGUAAGUGAAUCUAGUUCUAUAGAUAGCAAAAGUCUCUCACAAACUGAUUCAAUUUGA
This is a messenger RNA of Lottia gigantea (owl limpet), 821 nucleotides long. RefSeq lists its product as hypothetical. The transcript has a single exon. NCBI's taxonomy places the organism in Eukaryota, Metazoa, Mollusca, Gastropoda, Lottiidae. The record is from RefSeq and is a predicted model, not a curated record. The annotation marks the transcript as partial.